ACGCCGGAACAGUGUCUGGAAGUGACGUAUGCACAUUCCCAUGAUGCUCAGGGAGGGCGGCCAUUCAAAUCGGAGAGAGUUUGAAAAGCAGAAAAUGGCCGCUCAGAAGGCGAAGCCGGAAGAAAAUGAGACCGAGAGGAACAAUGGGGGCCCUGGCUGUGUCCUUUCUCACCCCCCCUCGACCUGCCCGGGCCCGCUGAUCCCAGUGGGUCCCUUCUCGGGUCCGACGGACGACUCAGCUUCUCUCUCCGCUCCUUUUUCAGCCGAUCUGCCCUUCGUGGCCGAGUCAGCCCCCCAAUCUGACUCCGUUGCUAUGACUGUGGCGUUAGCGCCCCCGCCUGUGGCUCCCACAGCGGGCGGUGCAGUCUCAGUGUCCGUGGCUUUUCCUGGCUUGGUAACUCGCGAGGGCUGUUUCCAUUUUACUUGCGAGUUCCUGAAGCAUGUCCUGUACCAGAGGCAGCAACUGCCCUUGCCUUACGAGCAACUUGCCUGCUUCUCCCGGAGGCAGCUCCUCGGGGCCUCGAGCCAGGAUGAAAAUGUGAUCAGAAAAGUCUAUCCUAGAGAUCCAGACAACAAUAAGAAAUGCCAGCAAGUGCUAGGUGACCUAGAGAGAGUGUUCCAGCACUUGGAAAUGAUGUUCAGUUUGACACUGGUCCCACGAGUUCUUGUCCUCCUUGGCGGUACUGCCAUCAGCCCUAAAGAACUGUAUGAGAUCAACCUGCAGGGUAUCUCUGUAGGUGGCACCAAGGAGAGCCUACAAACGGCAGCUUGUGUUCGCAAGCUUUUCCAUUCACUUUUCCUGGCAGAUGUCUUUAGUGAUCUUAGAGCUGUCCCCACCCUGGGUGUCACUGUUAUGGUUCAAGGACAUCGCAACUGUGGAAUUGACUGGUUCAGACCCAAACUAAACUACAAAGUGCCAGCUCGAGGGAGGAAGCUGACUGUCAACUUAUCCUGCAGUGACCAUGAUGGUGCAACACUCCCUUCUAAUACAGAAGUGAACUCUGCCUUGAAUGAUUAUAUAUGGUUUCAAGCUCCGGUGACAGUGAAGGGUUUCCGUUACUUUUCUUGACAAGGUUUUGAAAAGGACAUUCUUAACUUCAUAUAGAUGUUACUCUGUGCUAAGUCUUUGAUCAUCUGCAGUUAGAAGUUUCUUGUUCAACUUUCUUUUCCAGAAGCACUUUAAGAACUAUAUUGAGCUGUACUGUGUUCUCUAGAGAGCUCUGUCUCCAAAUCAUAAAGCUUGGAAAUAGUUCCAAUAUGUGCCUUUGGAGAACUGAUUCAAAGGAUAAAAGUGUGCCGUGGCAGCCAUUAAUCCAUUUUCUCUUGUUUGGUUAUCAAACAACACUUGAAACAAUUGGUCUAUUGUAGGAGCAUUCUACAGAACAUUACAUUACCAGUAGGCUAUAUUCACUACUAGAUCACUGUGUAGUGUUUACUGAAUUACAGUCUCUUAUCAAAGUUGAUUUUUUUCCAAAAGGAUAUCAUGAAAGCCAUAAUUUUCAGAUUUGCCUGUGCAAUGAUAGAUGCUGCAAUAAGGGAUUGUUGUGAGCGAUGCCCAGCUUUAAACAAGUCCAACAAAAUCCUUUCCCCUUGUUUGAAGGAAUGAUGACAUUUAAAGCUCGAAUCCCCCACUGCUGUAAUGUUUCCAUAUGUGUUUUCUAGACACUGCCUGAAGACAUUGAGAAGUAUCUUUAAGAAGUGUGAGAGAGGAGACACAUACACCCCCUUAAAUUUUCAGCAUGAGUAAUAUUUAAAUACUUACUUUGCUUUCUUCACAAUGGUUCUGCUUGACAAAUUUUCCUUUUCGUAUAGAGGUGAACAUCCUAAUAGUGCUUCUUAUGGAAAUUGUUCUUGAUUGCAGAGCACUAAAACACUUCUGAAGGUAUAGAAGUCACUUACCUCAUCUUCCCUGGCUUUGACCAAAGCUAAACUAGACGUGAAUGCAUGUAAGAUAGAUGAAAGACUGACCUCCUAUAGGCUACAUUACAUUUUGAUACUGAUCUGCUUUAUUCAGUGCUUACAUUAAGACAGGAUAGGAACUUCUGGAGGACAAGCAUUAACAAAGACUAGCACCUAGUCCCAAAUAGAUCACCUUUAGAUACAUUCAGCAAAGCCACUAUUAGGGGUUGUAUUGUUUUAAGGUCCAGUGAAAAUACUGGACAAAUUUGGGGAGAGUGGCUUUCCCAUAGGUACACGGUUAGACUGCUGUCCUAUAGCAAGGAAAAAAUAAAGCUAGAUGUGGAUCAGCUGGAUAGGAUAGGUAGUUUCUGUGCCCUGAGAACAAGAUUCUGUGUCAAGAAACUAAAAUGGAGUAAUGUAGAGCUGCAAAGUGGAUUGUUUUGCUACCAUGUUUCAGGACCUAGCAGUUCCUGCUGUAUAAAGAUUUAUAUGCACAUGUUACGUGUCUGACUUCUGAAUGCUAUACAGACCAGUGUUGUACACUAACAGAAUAGCUACAAACAAGAAAUAGCUAAGGGAAGGGCUUUCCAAGCUCAGAGUGUUAUAAGCUUUGUGGGACUUUGUACUGAAUCACUUUCUGGGAGAAGUUGAACAAACAUGCUUGUUCAAAGCAAAUAAAACAUUGCUGAUAUUCUGCUAUUGGUUCACAAACUCUGGUCAAAAACAGUUAUAAAAAAACCAAGGAAUAGCUUAACAGAUAAGAGGACAUGGUCAGAGAGAAGCUGACAAUUUCUAGUACUGGGCCUAUAAAAGUAGAUCUUUUAUCCCUUAGAAGUACUUAAAAAAUGAGCUGCAAUUAAUUCACUUUUUUAAAAAAAACCCACAAUGUUGUAUGAACUGUUUCUGUUUUGUGGAGGUGCUACUUCAAUCAAAUGUAAAAUUAAUCUAUCUGCAACAUGUCUGUAAAAUUAAAUGAGAGUAAGAAUGAUCUUUAAAAUAAAAGAGGGGACAUGAUUCACAUUGA
Messenger RNA from Heteronotia binoei (common prickly gecko), 2923 nucleotides. It is a transcript of the gene MAD2L1BP, whose product is annotated as MAD2L1 binding protein. The record is from RefSeq and is a predicted model, not a curated record. Gene Ontology annotation, biological process: regulation of exit from mitosis. Gene Ontology annotation, cellular component: nucleus. The transcript is spliced from 2 exons. Bases 29 to 1069 code for a protein of 346 amino acids. Lineage: Eukaryota; Metazoa; Chordata; Lepidosauria; Squamata; Gekkonidae.